AUGGCUGCCAAUGUCCAUACCCUGAUCAGGGACACUCAGGAUGUCACAGCCAAGGACUUGCUUGACACUCUGGCGCCUGUACAGAUUCCCAAUGUCAAUUACAGCGAGAAGAGAACACCCAAGAUCCGCAGCAAGUAUCGCCAUGUUGCAGCUUCGCACUCCAAGGUCCAGCCAUCAUGCCUCAGUCAUGAGACAACAGAUGCUCCUAGCUUCAUAGGCUUCCGCAACCUCAUGGUCCUUACCAUCAUUGUCAUGAAUCUCCGACUAGUGGUCGAGAAUGCCCAGAAGUAUGGCCUCCUCAUUACCGUCAAGAUGAAUCUGCGAACGUCGGACAUCAAGACUGCUCUAAUCCUGUACGCCCUAAGUCCCUGCCACCUGUUUGUCGCCUACAUCAUCGAAAGAGUCGCUAUGGAGAACGCCAAAGGUGUGGUUGGCCGGCGGAAAAAGGUCGACCCAGAUCAAAGCGGACCAGAGACAGAGAAGGACAAGAAGGAUUUCUACUAUACCUGGUGGUGGAUUGCUGUGGCUCAUACUGCCAACGCCUCACUCGCCCUGUUAAUAUCUAGCUAUGUCGUCUACUGUCAUAUCCACAACCCUGGACUCGGUAUGAUUAGCGAAUUGCACGCCAUCGUGGUAUGGCUAAAGACCUGCUCUUACGCGUUCACCAAUCGAGAUCUCCGACACGCGAUGCUGCACCCAGGUGGUCCCGAGUCAGCCUUGCCCGAGAUCUAUUCGAAGUGCCCUUACCCCAAAAAUAUCACGUUGCCCAACCUAUGCUAUUUCUGGUGGGCUCCUACCCUGGUUUACCAACCAUACUAUCCACGGACGGAGAAGAUCAGGUGGACAUUUCUCUUCAAGCGAGUCGGAGAAUGCAUGGCUCUCAGCGUUUUCAUGUGGCUUGUUUGUGCUCAGUAUGCGGUUCCCGUUCUGCGCAACUCGCUCGGUGGGAUGGCGUCUCUCGACUUCUCCUCCAUUGCAGAACGAUUGAUGAAAUUGUCCACUAUAUCCCUCAUCGUCUGGCUCGCAGGGUUCUUUGCCACGUUCCAAUCGUUCCUGAACGCCCUUGCGGAAAUCAUGAGAUUCGGCGAUCGGGUGUUUUACGACGACUGGUGGAACAGUACCAACUUGAAAAUGUACUGGGCGACAUGGAAUAAACCGGUCUACCACUUCAUGCUCAGACACAUCUAUUCGCCUCUUGUUGGUCGAGGCUGGUCAUCUCGGGCCGCCAGUGCCUGGGUGUUUGUAUUUUCGGGAUUUCUGCACGAAUUGGCGGUAGGUGUACCUUCUCACAAUAUUCUCGGUGUGGCUUUCCUCGGUAUGGUCCUUCAGCUGCCUUUGAUACAAUGCACGGAACCUUUGGCCAAGAAGGAUGGCACCGGCAAAGUCAUUGGAAAUUGCAUCUUCUGGAUCAACUUCGUGUUUGUGGGUCAGCCGCUCGCAGCCAUGAUAUACUUCUUCGCCUGGCAAGCAAAAUAUGGGGACCUAAACCAGUCCAGCGGCAAGUGA
Exophiala viscosa is the source of this 1506-nucleotide messenger RNA. RefSeq names its product diacylglycerol O-acyltransferase. The record is from RefSeq and is a predicted model, not a curated record. Gene Ontology annotation, cellular component: endoplasmic reticulum membrane. Gene Ontology annotation, biological process: triglyceride biosynthetic process. Gene Ontology annotation, molecular function: diacylglycerol O-acyltransferase activity. NCBI's taxonomy places the organism in Eukaryota, Fungi, Ascomycota, Eurotiomycetes, Chaetothyriales, Herpotrichiellaceae. The transcript has a single exon. Bases 1 to 1506 code for a protein of 501 amino acids.